Molecule: messenger RNA, 8125 nt
Organism: Rhopilema esculentum
Lineage: Eukaryota; Metazoa; Cnidaria; Scyphozoa; Rhizostomeae; Rhizostomatidae
Biological process (GO): positive regulation of autophagosome maturation; plus-end-directed vesicle transport along microtubule
Cellular component (GO): autophagosome; late endosome; lysosome
Source: RefSeq, a predicted model, not a curated record
UUUAACAGAGAAUAUAUAAUGUAUUGUUGCUAAACCUUUUACUUUACCAGAGCUGAGAGGAAAUCAAAACAGUAAAUAUUUUAUGAAAUAACAAAUGGAAAAGAGCUCAAUCAUUUGCAGCCUCACAUCUGUUAAGAUUUGAAGACCGGUAUGUUAGUAUCAUAUGUAUUGCAGUUCUUGGAUUUUUUUGGUAUCAAAUUUGGAAGGGGAAAACAUUUCCAAAAGUUACCGUUUUUCAUCUAACGAACGCCACCCUCUGAUAAACGCCACCCUCUGAUAAACGCCACCCUCUAUUGAACGCCGCCCUCUAUUGAACACCGCACCUUCAGCCAACCACUUGGAAAGAAACCCGCCCUCUUUUGAAUGCCACAUCUUGAAAAGCGGCGUUCAUUAGAAAACACACCACUACUCGAAACCUAUGAAAGUUUUUAUGUCAUUGAGAAGAGGACUCUGACGGAGGCAGGGAUAUUGACAUUCCUUGACAUUUCCAUAACGUGAAGGCAUCUUUUGUGAACUGUCAAAAAUUGUUCACACGAUCUUUAUUACAUGUUUUCUGGAAAAGAAAACAUUGUUUUAAGUAUGUUUUCACCUUUUUUCAUCGCAUUUUUGAUUUGAAAAACUUUUCAUUUUGUAUUAAACGCCGCCCUCUGAUAAACGCCACCCUCUAUUGAACGCCCCAUCCAAAAUUUGAAGUUUGUAAUAAACGCCACGGCUUUCUUUAGACGAAAUACGGUAUCUACAUUUAACACAGAUUAUGACAUCUUGAAUUUACCAUCAGAGCCCAUGGAAGUACAUUUUUUAAAUAUCCUCCUAUGCUACAAACCACAAUACAAAAAACGCAGGUAGGCAUAUUGCCCUGCAAGUCGGUUUAUUUUUUGUCCACAUGGUCACAAACGUUAGGUACCCAUGCAGGGCUACACAUUGCUAUGCUGUGAUGGGAAGGGGGGGAGCUUUGGGAUUUGACACCAGCCAAACAAGCCAUGGGGGGGGGGAGCUUUGGGAUUUGACACCAGCCAAACAAGCCAAUGUUGCAAUUUUAAGUUGACUUUGUAGAAUGCUGUGUGUCUCUGGAUUAUUUCAUCUUGUAUUAUUGUACUUUUGAAUCUCCUGUUUUUGAAAAAUUAUAGUAGGGUAAAUUAUCCUGAUCAAGUUUUUGGCAGGUUAAAAAUCUCUUUUGCUUCCAAAGAAAACAUAGAAAUUGCUAUGGGUACAAAACGGUUUUAUUUUUUCCUUGCCAAAAUGAGAAAUGUGAUCUAGUUUCAGUAACUCAAUGAUCAUUGCAGAACGCACUGCAGGAUAUUACACAAAGCUACAAUAUUUCGCCCAUCAUUUCGUGUAUUAGAAUAGAUAGACUAACUCAGUAACUGAAAUGUCUUGCAACCAUUUCAAAACUAUGAAGCAUGAAAAAAUCUGAAUACAGAAGAAUCCCUUGUUAGGGUUUUGCUGGAGGCUUUUCCUUAACAUUAACAUCUCUUCGAAGGGUAUUCCAUGAAAUUUCAGCAUAGCUUCACCAUGGCAACUCAAAAUAAUCUGAUGGAAUGGUUGUCUGUGAAAGUUUCACAAUUAAAGUUUCACUUUUUCGAUUUUGCAUCACACUAGUUCAAUUCUAAGUGCUAGCCAUUCUCUCAAAGUAAACAAAUAAACAUCGUUUUUGUGAAGAUCCGUGCUGCAGUUUGCUUUUAUUCGUGAUUCCUACCUGUUUUCUGUGUAAUUGUAAAAGCACGCCUGCUUUGAGAAUGUGACGUAAUCAAGAAUGCCUUGAUAACGUGAUAAUCUAAUCUUCAACAUAAAAUUAUUGUGGAACAUUGAAACAUAUCCAAAGAGCAACGAUAUCUUGGAAGUAAAGUCUCCUUCAUCAAAAAUGCUCUUCAUUGUUUGUUUUCCUUCUAAAAUAAAUUAAAGAGGUUCUAUUUUGACCACUUUCUGAUGAAUUACGGUUGAUUAAAGUUGUUUUAUAAAUCGUUUUCAAGUUUGUGUCAUAAGCAAAGUUUCAGGUUACUGAUGGAACGAUGAAGUUUUAUUUAGCUACACUAUAGCAGAACAAAAUAGGAUGACUGCGUGUCAAUUCUAUGCUGCCCUGAAUUGCCGACACCUGCUUAAGAAAAGUACUUCAUGCGACCUGCGGGUGUAAAUAUUAAUCAAAUAGGAUCGACUGCCAAUCUACGAACGGCGUCACUUGUCGAUCUGAUAGCAUCUAUUCACGAUAUUGUUAAAGGUUUAUUUCUGGUACAAUUAACAUAUGGCCAGAUUCCUAAGAAAAGAGCCCGCUCAUUUCGCUGCGGAGCUUUUUGUCAAUGAAAGAUGCCACUAGGAAGCACAUAGAGCCGAGCUACUACACGAUGCUUGGGAACAGGUCUUGCAAGGUAUUUGCUGGCGCUGUAAACACGCAUUGAUGGUGGAAAACAGUGCUGUCUACGGACGUGAGAGGUAAGUUGGUCUGGAUUACUUUUUAGCCAGUUGCAAGAAAAAUGUUAUAAGAAUUCGAUACUACCUUUGGCUAUCAACUACAUCCGUCUAAACAAAGUGCCGCCCAGUUGCGACUGAGAUGCACAGAGGUGUCCUAUGACCUAUGCAAUGAGAAAGUUGAGAAUUCAUGCCCUUGACUGAAUGAAAGAAAGUGCACGUGUGUUGUGAAAACACUGCGAAUCCCUUCACCAAACAGGGAUACAAAAGAUGCAACGAUGCUGAGAGGCGGAUCUUCUACCGACACUAGGGAGGCUGUUGUCCUUUUGUCUGAGAAAGAUAAAAAGAUCGCCGAACUCAAGCGUCAGCUGGACAGCCUCAGGGCUCGAAAUCUCGGCUUGGAAAAUUGCGUAAAGAAUCAGGAUUCGGCAGUCCGCAAAAUAGGAUCGCUCAUCGUAUCUCCACGCUCUACAGAAAGCAGUGAUGUCGUAACAUCAGACGAAAUCGAAGACGUUAUCGAUGAUGUUUACCGAAAGAUUCGUCGCAUGGAAGACAUAGACACGGAACUAAAUGGAUUUGCAAGGGGAGCGCGAAAGAACGGAACUUUGCAUUUGAGAGGGGAGCUGGAGUUCGAUGGAAGAAGAGGGUACAGAGGAAGCAGUAUUUUAAGUUCGGAUAAAGGAAUCACAGGGAAGGAAAAUCAAGGUUUAAACGAAAAAGGAAAUCGCAACCGAGAAUUUAAUGAUAAAGUUAAGAGAGCCGAGGAUGACAUUUUUGCGUCAGAAAGAGCUUUCAGGCAAGUAGCUAAAGACAAGCAUUUUGAUGAGAAGAUGCUGAACUUUCGUCUAGAGCAACUGAGAACUGAGCGCGAUACACUAUACGAUAUUAUAAAACAGUAUGAGCCAAUACUGUUCCAAGUUGGAGAAGACGCAGCCAAAAAGGUGGAACAGAGAAAUGGAGAUAAAAAUUAUAACCCCCGUCGGCUGGAAAUAGAAGCAACUGUAACCUUGCAAAAUAAAGGAGCACAAGAAAAGGAAAAGGGGGAAUUGCUUUAUCAUAUAGAGGAACUUAGGAAAUGCUUACACGACAUAAAGGACUACAAAUCAAGAAAAAGAGGGAAAAGAGUUGAAGGACCGGAUGCUGGUUCAAAUGAGAUAAAUGACAAACGUGAUGCGAAAACAUGCAGAACAGGGAGGCAAGUUUCAGAAAACGAGUCAGAUGAAAACAAAGCAAUCGAGCCAUACACUAAAUAUGACAUCUAUGAACAGUAUAAAGAUGGGAAGGACAGAAGCCGGAAACAUGAAAAGCCUGAAGGAUUGCUCCGAGAUCCAGUGAGAAACCAGCCCGGGCAUAGCAGUGGAAAGUCCAGUGUACCCGGAAACUUGGAGCAAAUUAGAAGAAUUUCAUUAACCGCAGAAAAACCGGGUGUUUUGAUUGAAAGUGAUGUCAACGAAGGAAAUCAUGUGACCCGUUUAUUUUCCAACAGAAUAAAGGAGCUAGAAGACCAAGAAGCUGAAAACAAAAAAAUGAUUGACAUUUUGCGAGAAGAGUUGAAGUCAACCAGCGAAGCAAAGGCAGGAGUAAUGAAGGAGCGAGAUGGGUUAUUAAACAAAGUUAAAGAAUGGGUUACAUCAAUGCCUGAGGAGAAAACCAAGCAUGAUGGAUUGGAAGAUAUUGUACUCGUGCUGGAUGAGCACUUGCAGGCUAUUAAGGAAGACCUUCUUAAGGCAAAGAUUGAUCGCGAUGAGGUAGAAAAUCAACUUUGGAAAGCAAAAAAUCAUUUGCGAGAGGAAAUUGAGCAAAAGGAUGACAUUGAGAAGGAGCUGAUUGCCAUGAAAAGAAAAGAUGCUGGCAACCAAGAAGAAAUAAAGCGGCUGGAUGAUAGGGCUGAUGAAUCAAUGAAAAAAAUAAAGGAGCUAGAAAACAGUCUUGAGGAAGAGCAGGAAAAAGCCAGAGAUAUGGAAACAAAGGCCAAUGAUUUUCGUGAAACAUCGAAAAAAGAAACACAGCGAGCAGACGUAGCGGAAUCGAAGCUGCUGGUUUUAGAAAAAGAUUUGGAAGAAGAAAAAGAGAACUCGUCUGUAUUUCGAACAAUGUUACAGGAAAUGGAAAAAGCUAAAAAGAUCGCAGAAAAGGAUAUUGAGUUAAUUAAGAUGGAAUAUGAGAAGAGCAUUAAGAAUAAUAACGAGUUAAAAGCUGUUCUUAAGAAUGAAAAAGAAAUUGUUGAAGAAUUUCAAAAGAAGCAAGCAAUACAGGAUGAGGAACUGGAGAGUACGAAAGGUGAACUCAACAUGGCACUGAAGGAAAUGGAUGACCUCAAGCAUCGGCUAAAGAGAACGCAGGAGGAUUUGACGGCAGCAGAGCUAUUGAGACCAAGGCUUGAAGAUGCGGAAUAUCAGAAUUCACAGCUACAGAGAAACAAAAACAUAUUAGAAAAUGAAUUAUCAGCAACUAAGUUAAAAUGUCGGAGCAUGACAGAAAGGAAUGACCAGCUUGAAGGGCUUUUGGAAAAACUUAAGGAGGAUUUAAGCAAAGCGAACAGUGCUAUAAAUGAAUUGAGCGAAUUGAACAAAGUGCUGAAGAAGUCUGAAGAGACUCUAAGGAGGGACGUAGCUGAAACUAAAUCAGAGGUUGAAGAUUCAUUACGCAAUAAUGAAGAACUGCAAAGGAAGCUGAAUCUCAGAAAUGAAGAGCUGAUAAAAGAACAGAGAGAAAAGGCGGAAGGAAGAGAAGAAAUACGCAAGGCUAAGGAAGAAUUGAUACAAAAGAACAGGGAGGUGGAAGCCAUGCGAGGACAAAUAAAUGAAGAUGAUAAAGAAAAAGAUCGAUUGAAUGCAGCAUUAACAGAAGCCAAGGAUGAACGAAAACGGUUGAAAGAAAAGGCAGAGGAGGAUAAUGAAGCACUUAAUGCUUUUGAGAUGGAGCUUAAAUCUUUGAAGCUGUUAAACGAAACAUUAGAUUCAGAGAAAAGAAAAUUGUUUGAUAAAAUUAAAACGGAGGAAGGAAAGGUUUCAAGACUGAAGGAGUCACAGACGACUUUAAAAAAGGAGAGAAAUGAAUUAAAAGAAGAGCUUGAAAUGACAAAGCAAGAAGUAAUCGAAAAUGAAAGCAUGAUAUUAGAAGCAAACAAACUUCUUGAAAGUAAAGACGAACGGCUGAAAAAAGAAGAAGAAAAAGUUAAAAAUCUGGAAGGUGAAAUACAAGAUUUCGAGGAGGAUUGUAAACAACUCAUUAAUGUCAAUGAAAAGAUGAAAUUAGAUGAAGAGAUUUUGAAAAAACAGCUCAACGUGAGUCAAAACGAAUUUAAAGGCCUUCAAAAGUCUUUGGAGAAUUCUUGGAAAGAAAAGGACGAUUUAAGGAAAGCAAUAGCAAAAUUGCAAAAAGAAAAUAAAGAAAUUACUGAUAAGAUCAAAGUAUUACAGGAAGAUGUAGGCAAAAAAGAAGAUGGUAUCAAAAUUUUAAAAAGCAGGGGGAUCGAAAAAGAAAACGAAAUUUCGGAGCUAAACGAAAAGGUAGACAAAUUGAAACAGGAACUUUCAAAGAUGAAAGAUGACUUGGAGAAAAAGAAAGACGAGAAAUCACAUCUAGAGAGAAGGUUGUCUGAGAAAGAAGAACAACUUAAAACACAUCGUUCUAAAAACAGCGACCUGCUAGAAAACAUAUCUCUUAAGAACGAGGAAAUAGAAAAGCUACGCGAAAAAAUAAAGAAUGUUACGAGAAGCAAUGAAGAACAAAGCAAUAUGAUCAAGAGUCUUAGAUCUUCAAUGGAACGUUUGAAAUCGAGGCACGACUCUGAGCUGACAGAAGUUAAAGGGAAGCAAGAAUUAUGUCAGGAAUACAUUCAAUCACUGCGUAACCAGGUGGAAGGCUAUAAAGAGCGUGAAAUGAAAUUCCAGAAGAAUGGGAAUCAAAUGAAGGAGGAAUUUGGAAAGUUAACAAACGAACUAACACAAGCCAAGACCAUAUUACGUGAUUUCCAAGCAGCACUGUUGGAUAAAGACAAUGAUCUAAAAAAGAUAAACGAUGCUGUUUUGCUGCUUGAAAAUGCACACGCGACGAGGCAAGCAGGACUACAAAGCAGACUGUUGGCACAGCAAAAUGAGCUCGAAGCUCUCAACAAAGAAUGCUCUAAUUUGAAGAAAGAGAUACUGGACAAGGAGCAUGAUGCAGCAACUCUGAAAAACGACAAGGAAGAUAUUGUAGAAAGAAUAAGAAAUGACGAGAAGAUAAUGAAACAUAUGCAGGAUGAAAAUGGCUAUCUUUUGGAUAGUUUAAGAAAAAUGAAGAAAGAACUGAUGAGAGGAAACGAAACAUUGGGAAUGAAGGAGCGGCAGGUGGAAGAAUUGCAUGAUAAAAUUGCUCAAGAUGGACACGCUGUUGAGGAACUGGUCGAGUAUUUGGAGGGAACAUUGAGAAAUGUUCGUCAACAGCUGGCAGUUGUUGAAGAUGAGAAAAUCAAUCUAAAAGCGUUAAUGGACAACGAUAAGUUGAAAUUAAAAGAGCUGGAAGAUUCCUUGAAAGAAGUAAAGCAGGAGCUGAUGCAGAAAGAUGAUGAUUUAAUGCUAGAGAAGGCAAAGGCAAGUGAUCUGGAAAAGAGGCUACGGAAAAAGGAGAAUGAAAUCGAGGAUAAAAAGAAAAUCGAGGAACUAAAGUCUGACCUUUUUAAGAUUGGGAGAGAGAAACAAGCUGCAGUUAUGCGGCUGACAAAGGAGAGAGAUGAAGCAAUUUUGCAGAAAACUGCAGAGAAGAUGGCGAAAGAUAAUAUCAAAUUACAGAUGAAGAAUAUGAAAGACGAGGUAGACAAGUUGAAAAAGACCAAACAAGAAAAAGAUAAAGAAUUUGAUAAGUAUGUUGAAGAACUGAAAAGAAGAUUGGUGGAAAGCAGAGAGAAAGAAAAAGAAGCGGUGGUCAAAGAGGCAGAUUACAGGUUGAAAUUGAAAGAAAUGUCAGAAACUGUAAGAGUAUUAGAGAACAGAAUCGAAGAUGCUGUGUAUAUGGCAGAAGAAGAGAAGAAACGAAGGGAAGAGAUUUUGACACAGUUGCUUAUGCCCUUGGAAGAAACAGAUAUAAGAAAACGGGACGAAAUGAUUGAUGCAGAAAAUUGGAAGAAAAGAGUCGGUCAUCUGCACAGGAAUAUCGAAGAUUUUAAGCACCAAUUCUCUAAAUUUAAGAGUAAAGCAGUAGCCGACGGUGAGGCAUAUAGGGGUAUGUUUGAAAGUAAAAGAUCUGAUGAAAUUCACGAUUUGAAGAGAGAAUUAGAGUCAACUAAGAAAGAUAAAGGUAAGAUGCACGAGAGGUUGAAACAGCUGAAUUCUGAGGUGGAUUUGCUUUCCGAGAAAAAAGAGAAAGUGGCAAAAGACAAUGGCAGGCUUACUGAAGAACUUCGACUUGCUAAACAGGAAGCGCUGAUUCAAAAACAUGAACUUGAUUGGUUGAGGGACACAAUAGGGAAAUAUGGCACACAGAAGAAGCCCGUUGAUUUGAUUUAGAAUAUCUAGGUUAUGAUUCUUGUAUGCUUAUUACUGAUCCAGAUAUUCAGGGAUAAAAAGAUUCAAAUUUUUUGCUACAAAAAUUCCAGUUUUUUACUCAUGGAGCAAAUAGCGAAGAGAGCAUUUCUAAGGAUAACUGAAAACUUUUAUUUAUAUGGUAACCCUUUCAGUUGCAUUAUCAGUAUAGUCAGAGAUUAAAAGGUUCACGAAAAAGGAACCAACUUAUCAAAAUA